Molecule: messenger RNA, 2028 nt
Organism: Pichia kudriavzevii
Lineage: Eukaryota; Fungi; Ascomycota; Pichiomycetes; Pichiales; Pichiaceae
Exons: 1
Coding region: 1-2028 (675 amino acids)
Molecular function (GO): RNA binding
Source: RefSeq, a predicted model, not a curated record
AUGUCAUUAACUGAGUUCAUGGCUGAUGCCAGUUUGGGCACUCCAUCUUGGAUCGAAGAUGACUUUGAUAUUACAAGUACAUUGAGCUCUCCCAAUUCAAUGAAUAACCUCUCGUUGUCGAAUUCGUCAAAUUAUAGGUUCGAUAGGUUUGACCGAAAUAGUCGAUUCAAUACGUCAUCUCUGAGUGGUAGUCAAUAUAUUGUUGUAUUUGACAAUGUCCCCAGCUACUGCACACGUCAAUUGUUGAAGGAAUUAUUUGAGUCCAGAUACACGAGAUUCAUAAAAUGUCAUGUUCUAAUUGACCCAUCAGACGAAUCCAAGAAACGUAAAUUGGCUUUUGUCUUCCUCCAUAAUAAUCAAGAUUUGCAAAAAGUUUGUAAAUGGAAUGGGUUUAACAUUGAAAGAAACAAGAUUUUUGUGGAACCAAUUCCAAUUACAGAAUUCAAUAGUAUCAUGGAGUAUAAUAGAUCUAUCAACUAUGAUGAAGAUGAGGAAGAUGAACGCAUUGAAAACGCAGAACGUGAACGAAGAGAACGUCAUAAUAAUAAAACUCCUGAUGUAGAUCACCAUGAAAGACCCCCAAUACGCACAAUGCCAAAGGCUAAUCCAUUUGGCGCUGCUAAGCCAGUUACUGUUCCUGAGAUUCCAGUGGUUUCGGAAAAUACUCGUGAAGUUGCUCAAAUACUACAGAAAAAAAAAGCAAAGGAAAAUCCCUUUGGAAAUGCAAAACCGGUAACUGUUCCUGAAAUCCCUAUUGUCUCUGAGAACACUCGUGAAGUUGCACAAAUUUUACAGAAGAAGAAGAUUCAGAGCUCUAAACCAGAUGCGUCUGGUAAGCCCCCUUCUAGUACUGCCAUCGAUGUUCCGAAUAGCUCGAAUGGCAUACCGGGGGAGCACACUAAGCAAAAGGAAGAAGGUCCAGCAGAACAAAAGAAAGCGCAGAGGGAACGGAAAAUCAAUCCUUUUGGUAAUGCCAAGCCAGUGGACACACUAAAGAAACAAUUGGAAAUUGAAAAAACAUUGAAAAAGGCAGCUAUCAAUGAUACUACUUUUGAUAUUUCUCUAAUUCAUCAUAAUAGGGAAAAAAGCCAGGAAAAUCGUAAGGAACGUAAAAAGGAAAAUAAAAAGGAAACUAAAAAAGAAGCUAAAAAGGAAGCUAAAAAGGAAGCUAAAAAGGAAAACAGUAAGAAUGACUACAAGGAAAAUAGUAAGGAUGGUAAUAAGGAAAGCGGUAGGGAAAGUGAUAAGGAGGACAACAAUGAAGGCCACAAGGAAAAUAACCAGGAAAGUAAUAAAGUUCAGGAGAAAGACAAGGAUACUGUCAAGCAAGAUGUUAAUGGCAAGACAGACGCUACCGAGAAGGCCAAUAUAGAGAGACGUGUUGCGCGUGAAUUAAGUAAGGAAGAAUACGAGGAAGAGUUGAAGAAGCUCCACCUCUUCAAUGGAACGAAAUCCACACGUCGUCCGAAGCACAGGGUACAGAAAAGGCACGAUAAAGGUGAAAAUGAAAAUAAGGGUAAUGAAGCAUCCAGAAACGACAAAAGACCUGGAAGCAAACAUGGUGAGACCACGGAUGUGUCAGUAGAAGUCAGAGAAGCCAGUAGUGGAAUUGAUCAGAAUAUUGAAGAUGCUGCCCAUAGUAAGAGCGACAAGGAUGUUGGUAUUGGCGAAGAAGUGGAAAGUGUUGUACAAGAGGUAAACUCCUCUUCUGGCAAACAAAGCUCCACCUCCGCCAAACAGGAGAAUCAUCGUUCGUCCGGCGUCGUUUUCACUGAUCCCAUAGAAUGUGAAGGUCCGGAUGUCUCCUAUGAAUCCAUCUCGACAAGAGGCAGAGGUAAUGGCAAGAACAGAGGCCGAGGAAGAGGAAGAGGAGCGUUUAGAGGCAGAGGGGUGGUGAGAGGGCUCCGUGGCCGUGGUGGUCUCUACAAGAACUUAAGCUAUCAUAAGCCGGCAGAGGGUGAUACAACCGGAGAGAUUCAAACGGUGUCUUCGGAUCUCAAUGGUGUCAAAUCUCAAAAUCUUGCUUAA